UCUCUCUCUUCUCUCCCCCUUUUCUCUUCCCCGUUCGAACGCCUCGGCGGCAGCGGCGGCCGGGGGCCGGAGUGGCGACGGCGACCGCGCCACCGCCUGCCCUGUCUCCAAGCUGGCCUACCAUCGCGCAAGCUCCGCCAGGGGCUCCGCCGGGGGCGCGGCAUGGGCGCCCGCGCGCAGCCCACGCCGUCGUGGGCGCGGGAGCCACUGUUCGAGAAGGCCGUGACGCCCAGCGACGUCGGCAAGCUCAACCGCCUGCUGGUGCCCAAGCAGCACGCGGAGAAGCACUUCCCGCUGCGGCGGACGAGCUCCGACGCCUCCGCCACCGCCCGCGGCCACCUGCAACUCUGCAAGGGCGUGCUCCUCAACUUCGAGGACGGCGAGGGGAAGGUGUGGAGGUUCCGGUACUCGUGCUGGAACAGCAGCCAGAGUUACGUGCUGACCAAGGGAUGGAGCCGAUUCGUGAGGGAGAAGGGCCUCCGCGCCGGCGACACCAUAGUCUUCUCCGGCUCGGCGUAUGGCCCCGACAAGCUGCUCUUCAUCGACUGCAAGAAGAACAACACGGCGGCGGCCACCGGCGACGAGAAGCCAAUUACAAGCGGCGAAGCAACACGCGUCGUGAGGCUGUUCGGCAUGGACAUCACCGGCGGCGGCGGCGAUUGCCGGAAGCGGGAGAGGGCGGUGGAAAUGGGGCAAGAGGCGUUCUUGAUGAAGAGGCAAUGCGUGGUUCAUCAGCGUACUCCUGCCCUUGGUGCCCUGCUGUUAUAACAUCAAAUCAAUUCAUAUAUACAUCAUAAAUCUUCCAUCUUUUUGUUGUUCAUCGCCUGUUGUUGUUUCAUCUUCGAUUUAGAGCGGUUCUAUCUUCAUUUUUUUUC
Messenger RNA from Oryza sativa Japonica Group (Japanese rice), 875 nucleotides. NCBI's taxonomy places the organism in Eukaryota, Viridiplantae, Streptophyta, Magnoliopsida, Poales, Poaceae. The record is from RefSeq and is a predicted model, not a curated record.